Cryptomeria japonica (Japanese cedar) is the source of this 510-nucleotide messenger RNA. RefSeq lists its product as uncharacterized. The transcript has a single exon. Bases 1 to 510 code for a protein of 169 amino acids. Lineage: Eukaryota; Viridiplantae; Streptophyta; Pinopsida; Cupressales; Cupressaceae. The record is from RefSeq and is a predicted model, not a curated record.
AUGUGUAAUAAAGCAGAAGAAACUUUGGAUCACCUGCUACUUCAAUGCAAGGAGGCACAGAAGGUAUGGAAAUUCCUUCUUGGUAAGCUGAAUUGGGCCAUCCUACUUCCUAAUUCGAUUUCUGAUAUUUUUACAAGCUGGAAAAUACCUUGUCGAAAAUCAAUCCUUUCUAGUCUAUGGCUAGUGGCCUCAUUUCUAGUAGUUUGGGAAAUUUGGAAGGAGAGAAACAGGAGAAUUUUCCAAGAAAAAGCAGAAUCUGAGGAGAGUUUGUGUGCAAGAGUGGAAAGAGCAAUAGCUGAAGCGGUUUCUGCAACAGCUAGGAAUCAUAAUUUAGCAAAACAUCCUUUCACAAAUGAAGAUAGAGAUAUCCAGGCAAAAUGGCCUCUGAUACACUGUCAGCCUAUUAAUGGGUCUUUGGGGGUUGAUCCUUCUCCUCCUACAGAGAAGGUUAAAUGGGAACCACCAAGCAAACAGUGGAUAAAGAUUAAUUUCGAUGGUGCAUCAAAAUGA